Molecule: messenger RNA, 501 nt
Organism: Peronospora farinosa
Lineage: Eukaryota; Oomycota; Peronosporomycetes; Peronosporales; Peronosporaceae
Source: the annotation of a GenBank genome assembly
AUGAAGACAGUGGCAUUUGCAGCCGUGACUUUUUUCCCGGCAGUAUUUGGAUGGACAGACAAAUGGGACCACUCCAAGCGCUUCAAUGCUGCUGGCCACGCACAGCUCGACUGUGACGGUACAAGCCAACCGGCAUCUUGCUGCAUCUGCAAGUCGAUCGUGUUUGAGGUCGAAACGCAGCUGAACAAUACGCAGAAUGACUACGACAUGGACGUUGUCUUUCGCAUCAGCGAAGAGAAGAAGCGGAUUAAGUAUUCCCGCAGCGAGGCUCGUAUUCUCGAGGUAUUGGAUGAUGUGUGCAAGCAAGUCCCGCUUAAUUUUCCCAGCAGCAACAACGUGGCCACGCGAAUGCUGAGUGCUGCAUGCAAUGACUUUGUCGGUGAAUACGAGGACGAGCUUACGCGCAUCUUCUUUGACGACUUUACGCCUGCUAAGGAGCGGAUGUGCGUAAGUAUAUUACAAGUCUGCCCCGACACGACGUCAAAAUUCGAAGAGCUCUAA